AUGAGCGGAUCGCAGGCCGAACUGGUCGCCUUUGUCCGAUCAUGGGCGGUGCGGCCUGAUGUUUGCGUAACGCAGCUGAGGUGGCAGGGCGGCUUUGGCGCAUCGGCGCGACGCGGGUGGUUACAACCCGCCUUGGGUCAGCAGUCGUCGGCGUCGCCGCGUCGAUAUUAUGAUUGCCGACCGGCGUUUGCCGAGGUCAACCUGCUGGCUGAAGCUGGAUGCGCCGACUUUGCGGAAAGCGGGUGGGGGCGACCCCAUGUAUUUGAUCCACCGCGUGUCGAAACGGUCAAUAAGCCGGGCGAUGGGCAUCCGUGGCGGCGUUUCAAAGGCGGAGGGGCGCCUGGCUCGCCACCUCCCUGGGGAGGACAAGCGCCCGCUCGAUCGCAUCGGAGUCAUUCUGACCGUCAUGGCGAGCGGAUCCGAGCUAUCGCCGUGAGGAUGGGAUAUUAUAAUCUGCUUCUGUUGGCUUGCCGAGACGUUGCGUUUCGGCACGCCCAGCCUCCGUGCAUCAGGCCGAAUGCCCGCACGCCUGACACUCCCGCGAUGACGGCGAUCGCCCAUCACCCGCGACGAACCCUCAAUCCGCAACGACGAUCUGCCUGUCGCAGGCCACAUCAGUGCGGCGGAUCAGCGCAUAGUCGCCGUCAAUAUACCAGCCCUCGACCAUCGAAUCGCCUGACUUCAGCGCAUAAUGCUCACCCGAUCCCAGUAGUGCGGCGGGCACGGCGAGCAUCGAGUUGCCCUCGAACGCCUCGUCAGCUUACCGGCGGCGAUGCGGCCAUGCAGCGGAUUUCCACCACGUCGUUGGCGGGCUCCCCACGGUGCGGGCCGAAGGGUUACGGACAUUGCCGGCCGUCGCCGCCAGGGGCGCUGGCCGGCUUUUCCGGCGGUCCGGCAUCCGCAACACCUCCAGCGCACGGGCGCAGUUGA
Messenger RNA from Acanthosepion pharaonis, 930 nucleotides. NCBI's taxonomy places the organism in Eukaryota, Metazoa, Mollusca, Cephalopoda, Sepiida, Sepiidae. The record is from the annotation of a GenBank genome assembly.